UUUUAAAGGUUUUUCCCGUGACAAAACAAUGAAACCGAACGUAAUUUACAAGUGACAGCUUCAUUCCCCAAGCGAUUUUGAACAUCAUCGCUUUUUCUUCUUGUUCUCUGCAUAGCCUGUUGCUCCUUCUCUAAUGGGGUCCCUUUUUUCUCUUUGUAACGAGGACGCUUCCUUAUAAAGCUGAAAGCUUUUUUAGAGAUUGAAGAAUGGGCCUGAGCAGACCUCACAAGGCUGGCAAUGGGUUCUCCACCAGAUGGGUUGCCAUCUUCUGCAUCGCCAGCUUCUUCUUGGGUGUUCUUGUUAUCAACAGGUUUUGGGCUAUUCCUGAUCCAGCUAAAAUGGACGAGGAGGCUUUAUCAGUGGAGAAACAUCAACAAAGAACUUUGCAUCCCAUAGACAAUUGUGAGAAGAAGGAUACUUCUGUUGGGGCAGGCGACAUCCUUUCUCAAGUUUCACAAACACAUGAUGUAAUCAUGACAUUAGAUAAAACAAUUUCCUCGUUAGAGAUGCAGCUAGCUGCUACUAGAGCUGCCAAAGUUGAUGAUGAGGAGGAAUCUCCGAUGGGUACAAAAUCAGGAAGUGAAAGAUUAAAGGAGCGUCAGAAGGUUUUCUUUGUUAUGGGAAUCAUCACUGCGUUCAGCAGCAGAAAGCGAAGAGAGUCAAUCAGAGAGACAUGGAUGCCCCGAGGAGAGGAGUUAAGGAAGUUGGAAACAGAGAAGGGAAUUAUAAUACGUUUUGUUAUAGGACACAGUGCAACUCCAGGUGGUGUAUUGGAUCGUGCUAUUGAUGCAGAAGAUGAACAACAUAACGACUUCUUACGACUGAAUCAUAUUGAAGGAUAUCAUGAAUUGUCCUCAAAAACUCAAAUAUACUUUUCAACAGCUGUUGCUAAGUGGGAUGCUGACUUCUAUAUAAAAGUUGAUGAUGAUGUGCACAUAAAUCUUGGUAUGGUUGGAUCUACCUUGGCUCGCCAUAGAUCAAAACCACGGGUUUAUCUUGGUUGUAUGAAGUCUGGACCUGUCCUGGCACAGAAAGGAAUCAAAUACCAUGAACCCGAGUACUGGAAAUUUGGUGAAGAGGGAAAUAAAUACUUUAGGCAUGCAACGGGUCAAAUCUAUGCUAUCUCCAAAGAUUUGGCCACUUAUAUUUCAGUGAAUCGGCACAUACUUCAUAAAUAUGCAAAUGAAGACGUCUCUCUGGGUUCUUGGUUUAUUGGUCUUGAUGUUGAGCACAUCGAUGAUAGGAGCCUCUGCUGUGGGACAGCCCCAGAUUGUGAGUGGAAGGCUCAAGCAGGAAAUCCUUGUGCUGCAUCAUUUGACUGGAGCUGUAGUGGCAUUUGCAAGUCAGUGGAAAGAAUGGAGGAGGUGCACCAGCGCUGUGGAGAGGGUGAUGAAGCUAUCUGGCACACCAGCUUCUGAAACAUCUCUCUAUGGGUUGUAAUAUAUGUGUAUGUGCAUGUGGUGAAAAGGGUGGUUUAGACACAAUUUUUCUGCCCGAUUUUUGUCCAUUAAUGCCUCGGGACAGUUGGUAUAUGAUUAAUUUAUUCUCUGCA
Molecule: messenger RNA, 1552 nt
Organism: Alnus glutinosa
Lineage: Eukaryota; Viridiplantae; Streptophyta; Magnoliopsida; Fagales; Betulaceae
Product: beta-1,6-galactosyltransferase GALT31A
Exons: 11
Coding region: 207-1418 (403 amino acids)
Cellular component (GO): Golgi membrane
Molecular function (GO): hexosyltransferase activity
Source: RefSeq, a predicted model, not a curated record